Symbiodinium natans is the source of this 1911-nucleotide messenger RNA. NCBI's taxonomy places the organism in Eukaryota, Dinophyceae, Suessiales, Symbiodiniaceae. The record is from the annotation of a GenBank genome assembly.
AUGGCCCGGAAGACCGAUUGGCGCCUGCCUGUGGGCUGCGUGAAGUACAACAUUGGUUCCUUCCUUGCAGUUUUACUGUUGGGCUUGCUCGGCUUCUGGCGCAAUCCUGUUGCGUGGACUGAUUGUCCAGGGCUCGACGAGAGAUCAUCCUUCCGGCUUCGCCGUGGCGUCAACGAAGCCCUGAAGCAGUGGAGCUUAUCCCAGGCCAAAGAAGCGGAUGCUGGGAAGGGGCCGGGCGAGGAUGCUCAGGGCAGCGAGGAAGACUCAGCAGAGGACAUCCCAAAGCAGGACCCUGCCGAGGACUUGCCAGGGGCUGGCAUGCCCGAGAACGCUGCGAAGGGUGCGGGCCAGGAAGAGAGCAAUCUCGAAACCCCUCCUGCCCCGCUGGAGGAUAGCACCGCUCCUGCAGGAGCCCCACAGGCCCAAGGCAAUUUCAAGUGGGUGUUCUGUGCCGGACAGUGGCAGGAUUGCACCUGUGAUGGAAUCGUGCGGUGGGGAAACGACGACAAGUGGCUUCAUAUCAAGCCGAAAGCUGCCGGCGAGCUGCUCACCGUAAAGUGCAACAUCCAGGUGCUGCAGGACAUCCUUCCCGGGGACGAUGGCAAGCAUUGCGAAUGCCAGGUCACACCGGGAACGCCCUUCUACCAAGGACUGAAUCCCAUGUGGUUGCUCCCCGAUGAAGCUGAUGCUGAGGGCGCUUCGCUGGUGUCUUCUUGCGAGCUUUUCGAAGAAUCAAAGGACCACAGCGCAUGGGGUCGCAACCAAUGGCAAGCCGUCGAAGCGUUCUGUUCGGACGAAUGGACAGAGACGGCAGAGUCACGAGCAGGUGACAGGCAGAUGAGCCUGGACGUGAUGCGCAAGUUGAUGCGGGCCCGAGUUGACCCUCGCUUCAAAGAAGUUUACAAAGCUCAUUUUGGCCAGUCUGGUGAAAUGCAGGGCUGGAUACCACAAGCUUACGUCAACUACUUCGCCAGCACCCCAUCUGGGAAGCACGCCAAGAUGACGGAGGAGCUUGUGCGAUCCGUGCACCGCUUCUCCACGAAGGUCAUCGUUGUGGUCAACUUCGGUAUGACAACGUCAGCUAAGCUGACUCCGAGCCGCUACCCGCGUCUGGUCUUGCUGCAUGCUGAUCCGAUGGAUUCUUCCUUGAGAAGGAGCUUCAACUUCAACAAGCUUCGUGCUUUUCUUUUCGCAAGGGCUUUGGCAGGGGUUGGCUUGGAUUCCGACCAGUUUGUCGCACCCGGCGUGGAUCGGCUUUUCGAGAUGGCUGAGCGAGAGAUCACAGCUGAUUAUCCGCUCCCAAUCAUGCCAGUUCAUUUCCUAGAUCGAGGUCCGAAGGACUUAGGCAUCUGGUGGAGCCGGUAUUGCGCGGAUGCUGCAUGCAGUCGCCAAACGCUGCGCUGGGGUCACGCACAUCCUUCUUGGACCCAUUGGGCCCUGCCGUUCAUCGGGAAGUGGCUUCGAAAGAAUUUCCGAGAUGAGACAUUGCCCAAGAUAACGGGAAAGCUACAAGCGCCGUCCUUGCGAGUUGUCGAGAUUCCAGAGGAUGAGGACUUGCUCAAUGUGGCUUUGUGGGAAGAGAAGGCCACCAAGCAGUGGUGCAAGUUUGACAUCACGGACCCAACUGAGUUCCAGCCCCUGUUCGAUUGGAAAGCCAAGAAUGGCAACAAGUGCACGGGCUGUGCAAACAUCAUGGCCGACCGGCGCUUCUACAAACAUGGCGGUGCCGCCAAACUGUUCUACACUGCUCACCAUGCCGUUGUCCCAUCGGAGACGCGUAAGCAAGUUGAUCAAAUCGAGGGCAAGCUGAAGGAAGGCAACUGGCCCCUUUCCACGAUAGUUUUCAACCAGAGACUUUGGACAUCCGAUGAGCUGCGCAAAGCACAUCCGCAGCUUGAGUGUUUGGUUUGA